This is a messenger RNA of Ochotona princeps (American pika), 1256 nucleotides long. RefSeq names its product SPT3 homolog, SAGA and STAGA complex component (gene SUPT3H). Bases 202 to 1149 code for a protein of 315 amino acids. The record is from RefSeq and is a predicted model, not a curated record. Gene Ontology annotation, biological process: transcription by RNA polymerase II. Lineage: Eukaryota; Metazoa; Chordata; Mammalia; Lagomorpha; Ochotonidae. The transcript has 11 exons. Gene Ontology annotation, molecular function: protein heterodimerization activity; transcription coactivator activity.
CCGCUUCAGAGUCGGCACACGCCAUCUUGCACCCCCCACACACAGCCGAGUCACCUUUAUCCUUCUUAGUUCCCCCGCCAUCACCCUUCCCGCCCCUUUUUAAUCCUGUCGCGGGCCGCCGCAGCAGAAACCGUGCCAUCUCUGCCCCCACAUUCUCCACGCGGGACGCGCUGCCGGGCCACAAGUGUUCUUAGAGCAGAGAUGAAUAAUACUGCGGCUAGCCCAAUGUCUACUGCCACCUCAAGUAGUGGAAGAAGUGCAGGGAAGUCUAUAAGCUUUGCAGCUGAAUUACAGAGCAUGAUGUUUUCUUUAGGUGAUGCCAGGAGGCCUCUUCAUGAAACAGUGAUUUUGGUAGAAGAUGUGGUGCAUACUCAGUUAACUAAUCUGUUACAGCAAGCUGCUGAAGUUUCGCAGCUGCGGGGAGCAAGAGUGAUUUCUCCUGAAGAUCUUCUCUUUUUGAUGCGCAAAGAUAAGAAAAAGCUUAAAAGACUGCUAAAAUACAUGUUCAUCCGAGACUACAAAUCAAGGAUUAUUAAAAGCAUAGAUGAGGAUGAUCUUCUGGAAGACAAAUUGAGUGGCAGUAGUAACAAAAGACAAAAAAUUGCUCAAGACUUCUUCAGCUCUAUUGACCAGACAGGAGAACUUAUGGCAAUGUUUGAAAAUGAUGAAAUCGAUGAAGUUAAACAAGAAAGAAUGGAGAGAGCAGAAAGACAAACUCGAGUUAUGGAUUCAGUUCAAUAUGCAGAAUUCUGUGAAAGUCGACAUUUAAGUUUCUCCAAAAAAACUUCUAAAUUUCGAGACUGGUUGGACUGCAGCAGUAUGGAAAUCAAACCAACUAUUGUCGCUAUGGAACUUUUAGCAUAUUUAGCGUAUGAAACUGUGGCACAGUUAGUGGAUUUGGCUCUGCUCGUGAGACAGGACAUGGUAACCAAAGCAGGGGACCCCUUUAGCCAUGCCAUUUCUGCAACCUUCAUUCAGUAUCACAACUCUGCUGAGAGCACUGCGGCCUGUGGUGUUGAGGCUCACGGCGAUGCCAUCCAGCCCUGCCACAUCAGAGAAGCUGUGCGACGCUACGGCCACAAGAUUGGCCCCCUCGCCCCGUUCACAAGUGCCUACCGCAGGAGUGGGAUGCCGUUUCUAGCCUGCUGAUGGAACUGUGACUGUGCCUGCAACAACAGGAAAAGCAGUGUUGUACUAAGGUUAUUUCUUUCCCCUUCCUUGGACAAAAUAAAACACAAGUUUGCCUUCUUGGUAUC